AGUGAAAGUAAUUUCGUAAAACAGGUUUUUACACUUGCUGGAGCAAAGCAAGUUGAAAUUCUGCUGCUUCAGUUCAUUGCUAACACUGUCACAUCCGCGUGGAUCAGCUGAGCUCUAUCACGUGGCUCUGUGUCGAAGGUCAGUGCAGCACAAUGGAGCUGCCAGAGUACGUCCUAAAAGGGUUGCAAUUGCUAGCCGAUCCCAGCCACUUCUCCAACAAAACAUUCCGCAUUUUGGUAGAAGCAGCUUUCGAGAGCCUCAUAAACCCACAAACAGACGGAGCAAUAUUUGACCAUGUAGAGCUGGGAAAUUUGGACUUGACUUUGCUGAAACAAUGCCAUGUAGCCAUCGCAACCUGUGUAUUGGAGGCAGGAAAACAAAACGCCGACAAGUCGACUAUAAGCUCGUUACUUGAAGACUGUAGAUUUGGAGCAGAAAGGAUAGACAUAUUUUGCACAGCAUACCAGAAGAGCAAAGAUAAAGUAGAAAUCUUACUAGGAGGCAUAGGAAGAUUUCCUUCUCAUAUCACUGAUGCCUCUUGGCGCCUGGAGUAUCACAUUCGGAAUAACCAUCUUCACAAAGUCAAUCAACCGGCAUAUUUAUUAACCUUAAAUGUUGAGAACGGGCAUUCCAGGAAACCUCACGACGUGACUUUUCGCUGUACCAUGGAGCAAUUGCAGGAUCUUUUGGGAAAGUUGAAGGACGCGGCUAAAAGCAUGGAAAAGGCGAGUCAGAUAUUGUUCAGCUCAGUGUCGGAUCGUGAUUGCACCUUCAACGGUUUAAAUUUGCGAUAUUUUCACAUGACCGCCGUGGGUCCCCCGCAGAAGCUCGUUCUAUUUUCGGUCCUUUGGCGAAAUGCCAAGUGUAACCCAAGUUGCUAUAGUAACUGUAAGAAUUGCCGGCUUUCAGGACGCGGCCAUUUUAGUCAGAAAAUGCACCGAACAACACGAAUCAAAAUAACUGAACUGAACCCUCAUUUGAUGUGUGUGUUGUGUGGAGGAUACUUCAUAGAUGCAACAACCAUCAUUGAGUGCCUACAUUCAUUUUGCAAGACCUGCAUCGUCCGUUACUUGGAAACCAGCAAGUACUGUCCCAUUUGCGAUGUGCAAGUUCACAAAACUAGGCCCCUUCUUAACAUUAGGUCAGAUAAGACAUUACAAGAUAUUGUGUAUAAAUUAGUUCCUGGCCUCUUCAAAGAUGAAAUGAAACGUAGAAGGGACUUCUAUGCUGCUCAUCCUUCUGCUGAUGCAGCAAAUGGCUCUAAUGAAGACAGGGGUGAAGUUACAGAAGAAGAAAAGAGGAUUAUAACAGAUGAUGAAAUCAUUAGCUUGUCAAUAGAAUUCUAUGAACAAAAUAAGACUGAACGAAAAGAAACUUCAGAAAAAGAGAAAACAAAAGAUGAGAUGAAUGACAAGAGAUAUUUGCGGUGUCCAGCAGCUAUGACUGUGAUGCAUUUAAGAAAAUUCCUUAGGAGUAAAAUGGACAUCCCUCAAGCAUUUCAGAUUGAUGUUAUGUAUGAAGAUGAACCAUUGAAAGAUUAUUACACUCUUAUGGAUAUUGCCUACAUUUAUGCAUGGAGGAGGAAUGGACCACUUCCUCUAAAAUAUCGAGUCCAACCAACAUGCAAAAGAAUUAAAAUUGGUCAUCAACAAGACAGAUUCAAUAACACCAGUGGAGAGGUAGAAAGUGACUCUGGGAGUGAUAAGGCUAAUAGCCCAAUUGCUGCACCAUCCACAUCAUCAUCACUGCCUAGUCCCUCUACUCCAGGGCAGUCUCCACAUCCACACUUUCCUCAUAUAUCUACUACAAUGAAUGGUUCCUCCAAUGCCAAUACUAACCAUCAUAUCCCAUUCAGCAGCAACAGACCACGCAAAUCAUCUGUUAAUGGCUCAUCAGCGUCAUCAGGCUGACAGUAUUCACCAAACUGAUGGUACAGCACAUGUAUUCGAAGACCUGUUCAUACCAUGUGAUAAUAUAUAGAUAGAGAAUGCUUAGCAUUGUGAGCAUUGUUAACAUCACUAUUUUGUAGUGACUUGUACAUUUUGGUUCAAAGCAAGAAACAAGAUGUGGCUAUAGCAAGAAUAGCCUUGACAACAUCUUUUGCUCCUCCAAGAUGGUUUUCCAAUUUUUGGGAAUGCAAAAUAGCAAUGGAUCUACAUCACUGCAAAGUUUAUUGCAAAGAUUUAAGGAGAUGUGCAUCAACAGUGUUGGAUUUAAUGACUCAUGAUUCACUGGAGCUGAUAUUCAGUGAAAAAUGAAGGAAGGAAAGCUGGGAAGGCAGUUAUUGUAAAGAUGUAAACGUUGGAAGAUAUUUUGUAUAACUGUUUUAAUUGAAGUUUACUAUAUCUGUAUAUCAACAUACUUUUAAUUUGCUGGUAUUGCAUUGUUAUUGACUGACUGUUCAGAUGAAAUAUAAAUGGCUAGUGAAUUGUCCACAAAGACACCACUUGAAAAGGAAUCAAAGAAAUGAACAUUAGAAAAAGUAUUCUUUUUAGCCAUUUCACUGUGAAUACUGAUUUGACUGUAGAUGUCAGCAUCUAUGGUUGUUAAAUGUUUUCCUGUACCAUUAGUAUAAGGAAAGAUGAAUUCAUCAACUAAAAUAAAAUUGUUUCCAUGAUUUAUCAUUUUAGACCUAAAGUGGGUAUUAAGUAUUUGAAUUGACUGCAGAACAACAGUGUCACUAUACAUAAUGAUCUCAUUGACAAGUUGAAAUAUUUCUAGGAUCAAGCAAUUAAGGAAAAUUCAGAGGUAUGGUAUGUAGGGAUAGAAAUCCAAUAUCCAGUAUAAUGAAAACAUGGCUAGAUAAGGCGUACACUACCUCUGAGAAUUCAAAUAAUUAUUUUUGAGACCAUUUCCCUGUAACCAAAUCCAACUAGUGAUAUGCUAUAUUUAAAUAUUUUGUUUGAAAUGUUCAUUGUUUCCACUUGUUAGCUAAUAGUGAGUUGGACUAUUGAAUACAUGUUUUAAAAAUUCUUAUACCAGAAAUCUCUCUAAUUUGAAAACAUGAGUGUGUUUAAAUCUAUAAAUAUUGUAAUUGAACUGAUGUUAUUCCGACAAUGGUUUUUUUCCCCAUUGAUGUUGUCAUGGAUUGAAUCUUGGUCAGCAUAGUCAAACAGUUAAAAUCAAUUUCUAUGUCAGUGCCAGUGAAGGCAGCCAGAGUUCACAAUGUUUGAAUUUUCAGGAGGUGAAGUUUUCAGUUACUUGCUAGCUGUCAAAUUUUACUUUAAAUAUGAUGGUUGACCUAAUGUUAAACCAAAUCAUUCUCCAUGUUUUAUCUAUAGCACAUAAAGUACAAAUUUCAACAGAUGACAUUGGACCACAUAAUUAUUAACACUAGAGCCAAAAGAAAUAAGCUUCUGAUAAUUGGAGUUAUUCAAUCAGAAUGGUUUCACAAAACUGUAGAUGUGUACACUUUAUAUUGAAAGACCAAUACCAUACAGCAAAUAACAUACAAAGUUUCUUGAAAAAUGAAUCUUUUGAGUCUGUGGUAAUAGAUGUAAAUUCUACAUCUCUCAAUGCUCAAAGUUUAUGCUGGGGUAAAUGAGAUCAACAGCAUUUAUUUCCAUAUUUACUUCAAGGCAUGAUCUUGGGCUCACAUUGAAGGCUGAAAGGGUUGACCCCUCAUGGCUUACUUGGGCAUAAGAUACCAGCUGGGAACUGCAAAAUCUAUGAAGAAGAUAGAUUCCAAAGAAUAUUAGUGUUUUCAUGUUUGCUAGUUGGUACAUAAAUCCGAUUGUUUUACGUGAUACCCUCAGACGUAUAAGACUGCCAAGGAUAGAUUCCCAUCCGUGUCUCCACA
Messenger RNA from Chiloscyllium plagiosum (whitespotted bambooshark), 3799 nucleotides. The record is from RefSeq and is a predicted model, not a curated record. Lineage: Eukaryota; Metazoa; Chordata; Chondrichthyes; Orectolobiformes; Hemiscylliidae.